Molecule: messenger RNA, 2200 nt
Organism: Hibiscus syriacus
Lineage: Eukaryota; Viridiplantae; Streptophyta; Magnoliopsida; Malvales; Malvaceae
Product: B3 domain-containing transcription factor ABI3-like
Exons: 6
Coding region: 1-2196 (731 amino acids)
Molecular function (GO): DNA-binding transcription factor activity; DNA binding
Source: RefSeq, a predicted model, not a curated record
AUGAAAGCUGUAGAACAACAGCAGCAGCUAGAAGAGAUGUUCAGUGAAGAUCUGCAUGCAGGCGGUGGAAACGAAGUAAACUGUUCAGGGUUUGAUAGUGUUGUUGAAGAAAGAGAGAUAUGGCCUGAUAAUAGCCAGCAAGAUGACGAGUUGCUCGAUAUUAACGAUGCUUCGAUUUUCUACGCCGAUUUUCCUCCUCUACUCGAUUUCCCUUGCAUGUCUUCUUCUUCGUCGUCGCCUUCGACUCCGGCACCUGUCAAGGUCAUUUCAUGUUCCUCCUCCGCUUCUACUGCUUCUCCCUCGUCUUCGGCGGCUUCUUGGGCAGUUUUGAAGUCGGAUGCCGAUGAAGAUACGGAGAGGAAGAAUAACGGGCAUCAUGGUCAUCACCAUCAGCAGCAGCAGCACAAUGGGCCGCAUGAUCUGUCGGCUUUAUCUUCAACUGCGUCCAUGGAAAUAUCUCAGCCGCCGGAUCAGAACGUCGUGGAUGGUGUUGAUUGUAUGGACGUUAUGGAGACUUUUGGAUAUAUGGAUCUACUAGAUAACAAUGACUUCUUCGAUCCGUCUUCUAUAUUUCACCACGACGAUACUGGUCUAGAGGAGUUUCAACAAUAUCAUCAACAGCAGCAGCAGCAGCAGCAAGAACAUGAGUCGACUCAACAGCAGGUAGAGCAAGGAGGAGUUAUGCAGAGAAAAAACCAGGACGGCCAGACCCAAGAACAUAAAGCGACAGAUGAUUUAGCCACGGUGUUCUUGGAGUGGCUCAAGACCAACAAAGAGACCGUAUCGGCAGAGGACUUGAGGAGAGUUAAAAUCAAGAAAGCCACCAUAGAGUGCGCCGCCCGGCGUUUGGGUGGCGGUAAAGAGGCCAUGAAGCAGCUGUUGAAGCUCAUCCUUGAAUGGGUGCAAACCAAUCAUCUUCAAAGAAGGCGCUUCAAAGAAUCAACAGAAAAUCUCCCUUACCAAUACUAUAACCCUAACCCAAACCAAAACCUCAACUGCAAUUCUAUCUUGCCAUCCGAACCAAACUCUUGUUUUUCUCAGCCGGCAUGGAUUCCACAGCCAGCUUACGCAAUUGACUCAGCUGCAGCUGCGGCGCCACCGUUGCCAGGUUUCGCACCGGUAGUUGGGUAUAUGGGUGACCCUUUUGCAAAUGGAGCACCUAAAGUUUCUAGCCACCACCCUUGCCAUCCUCCAACAGAUUAUCAUAUUCUGGAAUCAGUUCAAACAUGGGCACCUUCACAAUUUGCUUUGGCUUCUCAAUACAACUCCUUUCCGGACAAUAAUCUUCAUCAAGCUCCACUUCAACAGCCUUCUGCUUUUCCUUACGUGAAUCAGUUUACGUAUCAGUAUGCUCCGGGCCACAAUAAUGAUCAAAGGUUAGUAAGGUUGGGCUCAUCCGUGACGAAGGAGGCGAGAAAGAAGAGGAUGGCUAGGCAGAGAAGGUUUGCACCACACCAUAGGAAUCACAGUCAUCAUCAUAAUAAUCAACAAAACCAGAUCCAGAACCGGAGUGUUGAUCAACACGAAAGGCUUGUUAACGAUAACUGUGUCGUCGCUGCAGCCCAAGCCAACCCCAGAAACUGGGUUUAUUGGCCAUCGGUUGGUGGUGUUCUAGCAUCAAACCCUCCAGUUCUUCCCGGUGAUGCCGCUAUGGUGCACCCCGUAGAACGACCGGCCAUGCAAGUGCAGACUUAUCAGCAGCGGCAAGUGGCACCAGAUAGACAACAAGGAUGGAAACUGGAGAAGAAUUUGCGGUUUCUUCUGCAAAAAGUUCUGAAGCAGAGCGAUGUGGGAAAUCUAGGAAGAAUAGUGCUGCCAAAGAAAGAAGCAGAAACUCAUCUUCCAGAGUUAAAAGCAAGAGACGGGAUCUCCAUAGACAUGGAAGACAUUGGAACAUCUCGAGUUUGGAACAUGCGCUAUAGAUUCUGGCCAAACAAUAAAAGCAGGAUGUAUCUUCUUGAAAAUACAGGGGAUUUCGUGAGAACGAAUGGACUCCAAGAAGGAGAUUUCAUUGUAAUAUAUUCAGAUGUAAAAUGUGGCAAAUAUUUGAUACGAGGAGUGAAAGUCCGGCAGCCGGGGACCAAAUCGGAGGCCAAAAGACAAGGGAAGUCCCAGAAAAACCAGCUUACGAAUUCUCCGGCUUCUGCCGCCGUCAAUGCUGCAUUAUCGACGCCGAUCACACAAACAGUAAGGUAACAGA